Messenger RNA from Striga asiatica, 2175 nucleotides. Lineage: Eukaryota; Viridiplantae; Streptophyta; Magnoliopsida; Lamiales; Orobanchaceae. The record is from the annotation of a GenBank genome assembly.
CGAAAAUGAAAUCAGUUAUUGGGCGAUUUGAUUUUUUUUUUUUUUCUUUCCUUCAGUUUGCAUCCCUAAAAUAUCAGUGAAGAAUAGAUAUACCGUAAUUAGAAAGUCCAAAAUUCGCGUUCCGAUUGCCCUCUUUUUGUCCCAAUUAGGGUUCUUGAGAACAACAUUUCUGCGUACAAGACACUUGACACUCGAAUUUCUCAAAUUCUUCAUUUUUUGGAACCAUGAGGAUUGUAAAUAGUUGAGGGGAUGAAGCUAUUGUGUAAAUUUGUGUAAUUUUUAACAGGAAAAUCCUCUGUUUAGUAGAUCAAUGGGUCGCUCCCGUGGAAAUUUUCAUGCCGAAGAAGAUCCUAGCCAGAGAUCAAGAAGAAAAAAGAAUGCAUCAAGUGGAGAAAAUUUAGAAUCUGUUACAGCAGGACAAGGUACUGGUGAUGGAAAAGGUGCAUUAUACCAUUGUAACUAUUGCAACAAGGACAUUACAGGGAGGAUUCGUAUAAAAUGUGCUGUAUGUUCUGACUUUGACUUAUGCGUGGAGUGUUUUUCAGUAGGUGGUGAGGUUCAUCCUCACAAAAAUGGCCAUCCAUAUCGGGUUAUGGACAUUCUCUCAUUUCCUCUCAUUUGUCCUGAAUGGAAUGCUGAUGAAGAAAUGUUACUUCUCGAGGGAAUUGAAAUGUAUGGCAUGGGAAACUGGGCCGAAGUUGCCGAGCAUGUCGGUACCAAGACAAAGGAUGCGUGCAUUGAACAUUAUAGGAAUGCUUACCUUAACUCACCUUACUUUCCUUUACCUGAUAUGACGCACGUUGUUGGUAAAAACAGAAACGAACUUCUUGCAAUGGCUAAAGGUCAUGUCGAAGAUAAAAUAGGGGAUCGUCAGAUGAAAGUGGAAUCUCCAUUUUCCCCUUCAAGAGUCAAGUAUAGAGCUAAAGUGAAUAAAAAGGGGUCAAGCACGGGCCACGGCAAGGAUAAUAGUGAUCCUCUAAAAAUGGAGGACCACUUAUCUGGGCGAAGCUUUGGUGGCAACAAGCCGAAAGCCGCCAAAGUCGAUGCCCCGUCUUCAACAGACGCAAGCGGUUAUAAUGCUAAGAGAGAAGAAUUUGAUCCUGAGUACGAUAAUGAUGCCGAGCAAUUGCUUGCCGACAUGGAAUUCAAGGAAGGUGAGCCAGAAGUCGAGCGUCAGCUCAAACUGAGAGUGCUUCGUAUAUAUUCGAAGAGGUUGGACGAGAGAAAACGGAGGAAGGAUUUUAUUUUGGAAAGGAAUUUGUUGCAAUACCCAAAUCAGUAUGAGGGCUUAUCUCAGGAGGAGAAGGAAUUAUGCAGACGUUAUGAUGUUUUCAUGCGUUUCCACUCAAAGGAGGAGCAUGAAGAACUACUUAAAACCGUUGUGUCUGAACAUAGGACACUCAAGCGAAUUAGAGAGCUCAAGGAAGCACGAGCUGCUGGUUGCCGUACAUCAGCUGAAGCCGACAGAUAUCACGAGAGGAAAAGGCGGGAAACUGAUCGCAAGGAAAGUUCUCAGGCGGGGCCCAGCAGCCAAGAAAGUCUUAGCGUGCCACUUUCUUCGGAUUCAUUCGGCACGUAUUCGACCAUGACAUCAGCAGGCCAAGCCAACUCAUCAACCGAUUCUGAUUUCAUGUCGAUUUCUGGGGUCAAUUUGCUGUCUGAAUCGGAGAAACAACUUUGCCGUGAGAUGAAGUUAGCCCCUCAACAGUAUCUGAAAAUUCAGGAGGAUAUGACUACAAAUUUUCUGACCGGAAAUAUCACCAAAAAAUCCGAUGCUUAUUCCUUCUUUCAGGUCGAGCCUAACAAAAUCGACAGAAUUUAUGACAUGCUAAUGAGGAAGGGGAUUAUUAUUUCUCAGUAACAUACAUUCAUAUUCAGAUUUGUCUAAAUAUGGCAUUGGAUCUUGUUCGAGGUAGCAUAAUACUGUAGGAAAAAAGAAAGCUUUUAUAAGUCCGGAUAUUGUGUUUAUAAUCGGGAGCCAGUCGAGCAAUUUUAAUGUUUUGGGGUUUGAUGUGCCCUGUAGUUAUGAAUCAUAAACCCAUCAUAGUUCAUGACUGAAAUUUUUAAUUGAGGUUUGUGUGGAUCUUUUACUAUUAAAUGUUACUGUUUCUUUGCCAUAAUCAUUAAUCAUAUUUAUAGUUUAGUAUUGUACAAACUCAGCAGGUCAGCUUGUGG